AUGUCCGACAACCAAGUCCUACGUCUUGUGGAUGAGCAAAAUAGCCCCAACAAUAAUAUAAGAACCAAUGCAGAGUUGCUAUUCAACCAAUUAGCUGCUCAAAACCCUUCUCAGGUGGCAUACCAACUUAUUGAGUCUUGUGGAUCUCCACAGAUUCCCUUGUAUGUUCGUCAGUCAUGUUUGCUUCAUUUGAAGCGCUUAGUGCCCAAAUUUUGGUCCAUGGGGUUUGAGCUGUUUGUGGGGCCUCCCAUUGACCAGGAAUUGAAGCGCAUGAUCCGCUCCCGGUUGCUUGAGUUGGCCGCUUCUUCUGAGCUGAAAAUCAGAUCGGGAAGUGCCUAUGUAAUCGUGCAAAUAGCUGCCGCAGACUAUCCAGAUGAAUGGCCCGACUUAUUGGACCAAUUGUAUGCUCGUUCGGUAGAUUUUUCUAAUGAGACAGCGGUGGUGGGCUCAUUGGCUGUACUCAAUGAUCUCUUCGAUGACUUAAUCACGGAGGAUCAAUUUUGGGAGGGCGGAAUUGGAGCUAAGUUAAUCAGCCACAUUUGUAACAUUUUAUCGCAGGACUCUUUGUCUUCUGCCGUGAAAGCUGCAGCUCUCAAGUUGUACUGGACUGUGUUUAGCACUUUACUGAGUGCUGAAGCUACUAAUCUGGUGGAGCGGAGAAAGGCUGUUAACCACCACAUUGCGAGCUUUGCAGAGCUUCUCUACCAAUUGCUUCAGAAGCUGUAUAAAGUGUCAGUAUCUGCUGACUCUAUUCUGUUGGUGGAACUCGAUUACAGAUGCAAGUUAUACACUACUUUGUCUCGCCUUUUGAAUCACUUCAGAAAGUUUGUGGGUCCAAAUCUUGGCCAUUCCAUCUUAGGAACCGUUCUUAUCGACCUUUCAUUUGGCUCCAAGAUCUUUGAAGUAAUUUUGGUCAACGCUGGGGAUGCUGGAUCUAUUGAGAAAACUGACGAUCUCGAUAACCCAGGCAAAUGUAUAAUAGAUUUUCUUUGUGAACUUUUCCUGACGCUAUCAUUCCUUCAACAUGGUCUUGUGUUGCAGAGUACCGUUUCCCAGGGAGAAUUCUCCACGUUUGUUCAGAAUUUGAUCUCCUGUACUACCAUACCAGAGGAGACUGUGGAGACAUACACUAGUGACUAUAAUACCUUUGUCACCGAUGUCACUGGCCUUUCAUCUCAAUCCACUGUUCGUGAUUCCAUUGCGGAAUUUUUGAUGGAUAUCAACGACACUGAUGCUGCUGGAAUCUUCGAAGCUAUUCGGGAGAACACCGUGAGUGCCCAAUUGCAGUGGCGAACCAAAGAGUCAUGUUUGUUCUUGGCAGAAUCUUUAUUUCUGAACGAAGAUGCAGAGCUGAUUGGCCAGAACCUUCCAUUGAGCUCAUAUUUGUCAAGUUUGAAUGAGUUAAUAUCUGUUGAGCAAGGUCCAUUCAAUCACGCGCUAGUGAUUGCUAGGAUCGUACUUCUUUUGCCUCGCUUCUUUGAGAAAUUCAGAGUGAAGUUGGACCUUAAUUCAUUUGGUGUCAACGAAUUCACGAACACUCUCGCGUAUGCGUCGUCCAAAUCUUCUAUUGAAAUGUUUGACUUGGUGCGCUCCGCUGCUUUGGUGAGUUGUACUUUGUGGAAAAAUAUCCCAGGACUCACCUUAUCCAAGCUCCCAAAUUCUGCUCAAAUUGAUAUUUUUGAGACUUGCGUUGCCAUUUUGGAUGAUAGCGAUGAGGACACCCUUCCUGUCUUGUUGGAGGCUAUCUCUGUUGCCAUUGACAUCGACCACCAAUACCCUCACCUGGCAAACAAUGUUGAAACCACAGUGGUGGAUUUAAUCUUCAAGAUAUCAUUCAAAGAUCCCGCCAACAUCCAGUUGACCAUCGACUCCGCAGAUUGCUUGCAGACUCUUUUGGCCGGAAUCACUAUGGAUCAGUACCUUCAUGUGUGCCAGCAACUGGUUCCCUUCAUCCUUGAAAUCAUCAGCCGCUCCUUGGAAUCAGUAACUGUUGAAUAUACUCCUCAAUUGUACUUGGCACUUGAGCUUCUUGGGUACAUCAUAGGGGCUGCCCCGACUACGCCAGGGCAAGUGGACUCGUUCCCUCCGGAAAUUUUCACAUUCACGUUCCCAGUUUUGAAGGAUUUGAUUUUGAGAACCAAUGACGACCAAAUCUUGCAAAAUGGAGGUGAAGUGUUCAACAAUCUUCUUCAGAAAGCAUCCAAAUUCUUUAUCGAAUAUGUUGAACCUGCCACUAAUCGGUCUGGUUUGGAAGUGCUUUUGGAAGUAGCCUCCAAGUUUUUGUCUCCUGAGUUGUCCGAUAGUGCUGCAAUGAACUGUGGCUUAAUUGUUAUAUCGUUGUUUGAGAAUUUUCAGUCGUCUCUUGAUGGAAACUUCUUCUUCCAGCUUCUCCAGGCUACGGUCCGCCGUGUUGUUAUCGCCAAAGAGGUUGUAACCAUUGAAAACUUGAUUAUGGUCUUCUGCAAAUUGGUAUUAAACACCUCGCCUGAACAAUUGAUAGAUGCUUUAACGAGCGUGGAUAUUGAAGGAAAGAGUGGACUCGAGUUGGUAUUGCCAAUCUGGUUCAACUCCUUUGAGAUCACAAGGGGAUUUGAGAAGAUCAAACAAAACAUUUUGGCCUUAGGUAAGAUUUUCUCCCUCGCGGAUGAAAGAGUGUCCAAUUUGAUUGUUAAUGGAGACUUGAUUCCAUACGACGGAGAUCUCAUCAUCACGAGGUCCAUGGCUAAGACUAUGCCUGAAAAGUACACCCAGAUACCUGCUCCACUCAAGAUUAUCAAGUUAUUAGCAGGAGAAUUGGGUUUUCAAUGCCAGCAACCGGAUCCUAACGACUACUUACCAGACCAAGAAGAUAAUGUUUCGGAAGAUGAAGACGGGGAAUGGGAGGACAUGGACGACAUUGGAGUACCUAAUUACGAGAAGUUGAAGUCUUACGUGGACUCAGAUGAUGAGAACGGCGGAGACGACUCCACCGACCAAGGUAUCAAAGAUAUGCUAGUGCAAUUCUUCAGAGAAUGCACAGCAAAGAAUCUUGGUAACUUCCAGUACUACUACGAGAUGUUGAGUGACGAUGAGAAGAAAAUCAUCACCGAAAACCUUGUUUUCUAG
Molecule: messenger RNA, 3105 nt
Organism: Sungouiella intermedia
Lineage: Eukaryota; Fungi; Ascomycota; Pichiomycetes; Serinales; Metschnikowiaceae
Source: the annotation of a GenBank genome assembly